AUGCCUGACCAAGCCACCAAAGAGACUUUUCAGAAUUCAGAUCUACGGUUCACAUGUCAAGAUCAUGGGCUGACUCGUCUAUUCUUACCCACAUUGGCUCCAUUAAUGGAAGAAGGGCAUACUCACUACCGUUUCAAGACUCCAGUUGUUAAGGAGUGCCGACGAGGAGCUGUGUCAUCCACAGGAUCCGUAUCCCCUCCAGGUCCCUUCAGGCAAGAUGAAGACCUACCAGAAGAUAGGCCUCAAGAGACAGCUUCUGAAUACGAGACAAAGUUGGUUGAAGCGAACCGCCGAAUUCAAAAACUUGAGAGUGAUGCACUCGUUAGCGAGAGAGUAUUACGCAUGGUCCUGAGUAAUCUCCACGUCUUUGUAGGUCAGAAUGAGGAACUUCGGGAGAUGCUCAAUGAGCAGAGACAAAAGGUCAUGCUCCAGACUGCCGUAUUUGAAGAGGCAAACAAACAGUACAUUUUGCAACUUGAUGAAGUAUCGACACAGAAUCAAGCUCAAGAACAGAAACUCACGGCUCUGGAAAAUCUUGUGAACGAGCUCGAAAGCGAAAAGGCUGAGCUCAUUUCUGAGCUGCUGGAAAAAGAAGUGGACGAAGCGAGAGUGUUCUUCUCUCCAGAGGUGCUUGCAGAUGGUGUUAAUUUCGUCAAUAUGAUCCAUAGAUACCCGGGAAUGGUUUUACAGCCCCCGCUCUCCAUGGAUGAUUCAAUCUACCCUCUGGAGCGUUUUGCGCGUUGUGCGUUCAAGAAGAUUCAGGAAGAAGAAGAAAGUGGUAGUUCUGAGGAGACUACAAGCCAUAAUGAGGGCGACAGGUGGGAUUCGAAGUAUACGUAUGGGACAGUUGAUGAUUUGCUUCGAUUUUUCGCCCAUCACGCUAGAGCCAGUGUAGGGGCUAGACGUCGUCGUCGGACUUCGACCGGCCAACAAGAUUUGCCUGGCUCACCAUCGGUGCCUACAGCUUCCAAUUCUGCUUCUUCUCAAAACAACAACCACAACGAUGGCGGUAAUGUCAGUGUGGAAUCGAAUGGUCCCAAUGGCGAGACAGAUGACGAAUUUUCUACGAGUUCGGAUAGUCUACAGAGCUUCUUAGAAUAUCUGGCUAUGCGAGUAAGAACUGGCCAACCGGUUGGCAAUAUGUAG
This is a messenger RNA of Glarea lozoyensis ATCC 20868, 1146 nucleotides long. RefSeq lists its product as uncharacterized. The transcript is spliced from 2 exons. Lineage: Eukaryota; Fungi; Ascomycota; Leotiomycetes; Helotiales; Helotiaceae. Bases 1 to 1146 code for a protein of 381 amino acids. The record is from RefSeq and is a predicted model, not a curated record.